Messenger RNA from Rubroshorea leprosula, 1262 nucleotides. Lineage: Eukaryota; Viridiplantae; Streptophyta; Magnoliopsida; Malvales; Dipterocarpaceae. The record is from the annotation of a GenBank genome assembly.
GCAGGAUGGAAAUAAAGCAACUUCAUCCAAGAAUGGUUGCUGAGGGGAGUAAUAUGCUAUGGGUAGAAAAGUCAGUUCCUCACUUCAUCUUGAUGGCCAUUUUCAAGAACAUAUUUUUAUGCCCUGAGGAAGCGUUGCAGCAGUCGACGGCUUCCUCCGGAUCUGAAGUUGAAUCGAGUGGGGUUCUUGAUACUGUUGUUGGCUUUGUAACGGAGAAUCCUGCUAUUGUAGCCAGCGGCGCCGCCAUUUUGGUUCUUCCAAUUGUUCUGUCUCAGGUGUUUGGCAAGUCUAAGCCAUGGGGUAAGGAGUUAAGGGAGGUUGGCAGUCCUGAUGUCAGGGGUUUGGGUAAGAAGCCAGUGUCGAUUGUUUACAAGGGUGACGAUAAGCCCGGGUUCUUGAAGAAGCUGUCUUUGAAGUUCAAGAAACUGGAAAAUACCACAUUGUUUAUUCUGGGCAAAUUUGAUGGGAACUCUGAAUUGGUUGCGGAGUUGGUUGCCAUAAAUGGAUUCAAAGCUGCCUAUGCAAUAAAAGAUGGUGCGGAAGGACCCCGAGGAUGGAUGAACAGUGGUCUUCCCUGGAUACCACCAAAGAAAGCACUGAGUCUUGACCUAAGCAGUUUGACAGAGUCCAUCAGUGGGGAACUUGGAGAAGGAUCCGAGGCCCUGCCAGUUACUCUUGCAAUUGCUGCAGCUACUGGGUUGGGUUUAUUAGCAUUCACAGAGAUAGAAACAAUUCUCCAACUUCUUGGCUCAGCUGCAAUUAUUCAGUUAUUGGGCAAGAAACUGUUAUUUGCAGAGGCUAAUGAAAACCGAAAGCAAACUCUUCAACAAGUUGAUGAAUUCUUGAACACCAAAGUUGCUCCCAAGGAACUUGUUGAUGAGCUUAAGCAAAUAGGGAAGGCUCUCCUACCAUCUUCUGUGAAUGGCGAGGCUCUUCCAGCACCUGCAGAGGCAAACCCAGAGCCUGCUAAGAUGCAGAAAGCUGAGCCAGCUCCGCUCACAACAGAACCAAAAGUUGAAGCCGUUGCAGAACGCUCUCCCCAGAUUAAUUCAGUAGCCAAAACAGAAGCCACGGCAGAAUCAGUUUCUGGAUUUCCAAAACCUCUUUCUCCAUAUCCAUAUUACCCAGACUUAAAGCCUCCGACGUCCCCCUCUCCAUCACAGCCAUAGUUGCACACGGAAAUCCAACUCGGAUUGUUGAUCUCUAGUUUCUACUACAGCUUAUUGAUUGGUCGGGAACCAUAAUAAAGCUAUCCAGUGAAU